Neocloeon triangulifer is the source of this 1192-nucleotide messenger RNA. Its product is annotated as C-type lectin domain family 4 member F-like. Bases 75 to 1037 code for a protein of 320 amino acids. The transcript is spliced from 10 exons. The record is from RefSeq and is a predicted model, not a curated record. NCBI's taxonomy places the organism in Eukaryota, Metazoa, Arthropoda, Insecta, Ephemeroptera, Baetidae.
UGCAAUAAGAUUAAAAAGCGCGGUCAAUGCCAAAUUAACAUCAGAUCAACGAGAGCACUUUGGGCGAAAGCAUCAUGGGUGCCACGUCCGUUCAUUAUGUUGCCCUGUUUUUCUUCUACAUCUUGGCACUUUUUGCCUUUGCAGAGGGGACAGAAACAACCUGUAGCUCAUGCAAAGGCCAAGACUGUUCGCAGCUAGAAAAAUCCCUGAAGAAAAGCGAAUUUCUUAUUACAGAAAUCAAAGAUAUCAUGCUAGAGAAAGAGUCCGAAAAUAGGCUUGUCAGGAAACAGAUUGUGGACUCCAACACCGCUACUGCUAAGGCGAUAGAAAAACUUACUCAGAGGUUGGGACUUGUAGAGGCGAGUUCGAAAACGUUGGCGAAUAGUGUCGCUGCACUCAACUCACGAUCUAACGAAUUCAGCGAAGAACUUAAAACUGUGACCGAGGUUUUGAACUCUACCAGUGGCCUAAGAUCAGAUAAUAAGGUGCAGGAAUGCGAUGUUUUGGCAGAAGAACUGGCAAAAGCAAAAUCCGACUUUGAAUUGCAGCUGAACGAGACAAAACGCCUUUACGAAAUGGAAACUUUGAAAUAUAAUAAGCUGCAGCUCAUGAUGAAGACACACAUUGGUAAAAUAGGUGGCCCAAACAUGCUUUUUGCAAAUGGAGUUUGGUACCAGUUUGUGAAUAGUUUGAUGACGUGGAGAAACGCUAAAUCGUAUUGCGAAAACCUCGGCAUGGUUUUGCCUGACGUGAAAACUGGUCCCGAACUGGCGGCGGUUUGGGCCAAAGCUAAAGGCAUUAACAGCCCACAUGGUUGGUGGAUCCAUGGUACAGACGAAGGUCGGCCUAGGGGAAGUUACUUGUGGAGCGACGGUAGCGUUGUGGAUGUGAAUGCAAAAAACGGCUUGUGGUAUGCUGGGCAUCCUUACAAUUAUACAGGCCAUAGUGGUUCUCAAUGCUUGUGUUUCUGGUACGACAAACAAUUUGUGCUACUUUGUACCGAAAAAAAGCCUUUUAUAUGUGCAAUUCCUAUGUAAAAAAAAUUAUAAUAAUUUUUGUGGCUCUUCCAGAUAUGAAUAAAGGCUGCACAUUAUUAUUUUCUUUAAAUAUUUUUGCAAGUUCAUGCGAUUUUUAACAUUCGCAUUAUGUGAAAAGUAAAUAAAAUCUAGAAUACAUUAAAGUGAGUAAAAAA